This is a messenger RNA of Galleria mellonella (greater wax moth), 1107 nucleotides long. RefSeq lists its product as uncharacterized. The record is from RefSeq and is a predicted model, not a curated record. Lineage: Eukaryota; Metazoa; Arthropoda; Insecta; Lepidoptera; Pyralidae. Gene Ontology annotation, molecular function: zinc ion binding. The transcript has 5 exons. Bases 72 to 1055 code for a protein of 327 amino acids. Gene Ontology annotation, cellular component: nucleus.
GUAUAUAGGAUGAGUGUACCUACUUUUUACAAAAUUGUGUAAGUUAUUUGAGAGAAUAUUAUUUUAACUAAAUGAACAUGGAUGUAAUUUGGACAAAAGACAAAUUAUGCAAAAUAUUGAGUAAAGAGACAUUAACGUUCGCGUCCGGUGAUGGCGCCAGCACCGAUCGCUGUUGCAGACUUUGCGGUGGCGAUAACAGCCUCCGGUACUUACGUGACACGUACGUGUGGGAGGGCGUUGAGGAAAGAUACGACCAAUUGUUAUACGACUGCUUCGGUGUUCGAGUCUCAUCGUCAGAUUGCAUGAUAUGCGAGUGGUGUGUCCGCCAGUUAAGAAGCACGCAGAGGUUCAGGGCGUUAGUACACGCCGCCUUCGAGCAUCUAUCCAGUUCUUCUAAUCAUUCUCGAAGCAAAGACACUAUUAGGCCAACACAAAAUAAAAACGUGUCGAAUAUUAAUAAUAAGGAAAUAAUACACCUCCUAAAAACCAAGAUGGUGUCGGAAGGCGCGAAAAAAGGACUCCAUCAACGGCGCAAGAAUGCAAUUAUAGGCUCUAAUGUUGAACAGAAAAGAUUGAAUUUACAGUGCGCGGUUUGCAGGCAAAGGUAUCCAAUGAUAGUGCCAUUCGAUGGAUGGAAGAACUUCGUCUGUUCUAGAUGUAAAAAGUAUAAUAUAACAAAAUUGAGCUGUAAAAAAUGUAAUGUACAAAUAGCCUCAAACCUAAUGAAGGAACAUUUAGAGUCGCAUGCAAAGGCCGAUUUGAGAGGGAAGAUCAGGUUCCAUAACUUGCCCAAAAAGUCUUCUCGAACAGAUAAUACAGAAUGCAACAACAUGAGCGGUCAACUUACAAAGUAUAAACGUAAACUGUGUUCAAAUAAAUAUAGCACGGAUACAUUUUGCGUGAUUUGUAGAAAAGAUUAUAAAACACAAUAUAUGUUAAAUAAACAUAUGCAAACACAUACCGGUUCCAGAGACAAAUAUAAUAAAUUUUAUAAAGUUGGUACCGAAUGUGUACAUUUGAAGAAAAGCGCGUCUCACAAAUUUCUAAAAAUUUAAUUGUGAAUUCCUCUUGUACUUGAUCUUUUAUUUUAAAUAUCGAACGGAAUUU